AUGGUGUAUGAAUCUGUACCUCGCACAGUUCGAAUAAUUUUGCUAGGUGAAUCAGGGGUUGGCAAAACUUCCUUAAUUCUAUCUUUGGUAACUGAAGAGUUCACUGAACAUGUACCUGCGAAAGCGGAAGAAAUUACAAUACCAGCAGACGUUACACCUGAACAAGUUCCUACCAAUAUUGUUGAUGUGUGUCUCUCUGAACAAACAUCAGAACAAAUAGCAGAAGAAAUAGAAAAAGCUCAUGUGAUAUGCAUAGUUUUCUCAGUUGACAAACAAGAAACACUCAACAAAGUAGCAUCUUACUGGCUUCCCUUUGUGAGAGAUAAUUGUCCAGAUGACUAUAGAAAGCCUGUAAUUUUAGUUGGAAAUAAAAUUGACCUCAUUGAUUAUUCUGUAAUAGAUAAUAUUUGGGAUAUUGCUGAAGAAUAUCCAGAAGUAGACAGAUGUAUAGAAUGUUCAGCAAAAACCCUAACUAAUGUUUCGGAGAUGUUUUAUAAUGCACAAAAGGCAGUAUUACAUCCUAUUGGACCCAUUUAUUCUAUUGAGGAGCAAGAGUUAACUGAAAGUUGCAAGAAAGCACUCUCUAGAAUAUUUAAAAUAUGUGAUUUAGAUGGUGAUGGUCUACUGGAUGAUUAUGAAAUAACAAUAUUCCAAAAGAAAUGUUUUGACACUCCUCUACAAUUGCAGGUUUUGGAUGAAGUAAAAUCUGUUAUUGCACAAAAUAUUGCUGGUGGAAUAGAAAAUGAAUGUAUAACAAUGAAAGGAUUCGUUUACUUACAUUGUCUAUUUAUACAGCGAGGAAGGAAUGAAACAACAUGGACUGUCUUACGCAAAUUUGGUUAUGAUGAGAGCUUGGAGUUAACGCAUAACUAUUUAUAUGCUAACAUAAAGGUGCCAGUGGGAUGUACAACAGAGCUUUCAUAUAAGGGUCAACAGUUUUUGACGCAAACGUUUGAAAAAUAUGACAGAGAUAAAGAUGGCAUGCUGAAUCCUGCAGAAUUGAAAAAUGUUUUUUCUUGUUGUCCACGAGUCCCAUGGCAUAACUUACGGUAUACUGUUCCGACUAAUGAAAAGGGCUACUUAACAUUACAAGGGUGGAUGUGCCGAUGGACAUUAAUGACUUUGUUAGACUUGCAAAACACAAGUGCCUAUUUAGCAUAUCUCGGCUUUAAUUUUCUUGAAAACGAGUCACAAAAAACUGCUAUACAUAUAACUCGUGAGAAGAAAGUGGACAUAGCUAAGAAGCAGUCGAGUCGUAAUGUGUACCAGUGUCACGUGAUUGGUCCGAGGUCCUGCGGGAAGACUUCUAUUUGCAGAAGUUUUCUCGGAAUAGCGCAUAAGAAAAUCAAGCCUCACGCUAACGAGCGUGGCGAUGGCUACAGCACAGAAAAUUGUUGCAUAAACUCAGUAGUAGUGUACGGACAGGAGAAAUAUUUAGUUCUAAAAGAAAUCCCGAUAACGCGCGUAUCAGACCCGCUGCAGCCACACGAAGUGAACUGCGACGUUGCCUGUCUUGUGUACGAUGUCGCCGCUAGCAGAUCUUUUGAAUACAUUGCUAGGAUAUAUAUCAAAUAUUUCGCGGAAAGUCACAUACCCGUGUUAAUAGUGGGCACGAAGGGCGAAGCAAUGGUAGCACGCCAAGAGUACAUAUUACAACCUGAUGUGUUCUGCAACAAGUAUCAACUUCUACCUCCGCAACUGUUUAAUAUCAGAGAAAACAAACACGAUAUCUUCGUCAAACUUGCCACUAUGGCUGCUUUUCCACAUCUGAAACACUUUGCGAGCUUGGCAGGAGACAAUUCAUCAUGGUGGAAGGCCGGCAUUGGCGUCGCGGCUGCUACAAUCAUGGGACUCGUGCUCAUCAAGAUGUUAAAUUUCCAAAGACGAUAG
This is a messenger RNA of Parnassius mnemosyne (clouded apollo), 1890 nucleotides long. The record is from the annotation of a GenBank genome assembly. Lineage: Eukaryota; Metazoa; Arthropoda; Insecta; Lepidoptera; Papilionidae.